AUGAAGCCCCCCAAGGCAGGAGGAGGCGCCGCUGAGCGCCCAGGGGCCGGCGGGGAGCUGGAGGCGGCGCUGGGCGAGUUCGAGGCGGCGCUGGAGGACUUCGCGGCGCCCCCCGCCCGCCAGCAGCGGGGCCACUCCGAGCAGCCCCUGCGGCGCACCAAGCGGACCAGCAGCGCCCAGAGUGCAGACUCACUCUACAGGAACAGUUUCAGCCUUAGCAAUGAGAAGCUGAAUUCCCCAACCCUGCCAGCUCCAACCACAGCCACUUCUGAAAUAGUAACUCACAAAGCAAAGCUUGGAGACACAAAAGAACUGGAAGAGCUUAUUGCUGACCUGGACAGGACCUUGGCAAGUAUGUGAAAAAGCUGUUUGGGCAGAAAUGUGUGGUGGAGACUGAGCUGAU
Euleptes europaea (tarantolino) is the source of this 403-nucleotide messenger RNA. RefSeq names its product regulator of cell cycle (gene RGCC). NCBI's taxonomy places the organism in Eukaryota, Metazoa, Chordata, Lepidosauria, Squamata, Sphaerodactylidae. Gene Ontology annotation, molecular function: protein kinase binding; protein kinase activator activity. The coding region runs from base 1 to 360 and encodes 119 amino acids. Gene Ontology annotation, cellular component: cytoplasm. Gene Ontology annotation, biological process: regulation of cell cycle. The transcript is spliced from 5 exons. The record is from RefSeq and is a predicted model, not a curated record.